Messenger RNA from Rangifer tarandus platyrhynchus (Svalbard reindeer), 3240 nucleotides. The record is from the annotation of a GenBank genome assembly. Lineage: Eukaryota; Metazoa; Chordata; Mammalia; Artiodactyla; Cervidae.
AUGGGGUCUGAGGAUCAUGGGGCCCAGAACCCGAGCUGUAAGAUCAUGACGUUCCGCCCAACCAUGGAGGAGUUCAAGGACUUCAACAAAUAUGUGGCCUACAUCGAGUCCCAGGGGGCCCACCGGGCGGGCCUGGCCAAGAUCAUCCCCCCAAAGGAGUGGAAGCCGCGGCAGACGUAUGACGACAUUGAUGACGUGGUGAUCCCAGCGCCCAUCCAGCAGGUGGUGACUGGCCAGUCGGGCCUCUUCACACAGUACAACAUCCAGAAGAAGGCCAUGACGGUCGGCGAGUACCGGCGCCUGGCCAACAGCGAGAAGUACUGCACCCCCCGACACCAGGACUUCGACGACCUGGAGCGCAAGUACUGGAAGAACCUGACGUUCGUGUCGCCCAUCUACGGGGCCGACAUCAGCGGCUCCUUGUACGACGACGACGUGGCCCAGUGGAACAUCGGGAACCUGCGGACCAUCCUGGACAUGGUGGAGCGCGAAUGCGGCACCAUCAUCGAGGGCGUUAACACGCCCUACCUGUACUUCGGCAUGUGGAAGACCACCUUCGCCUGGCACACGGAGGACAUGGACCUGUAUAGCAUCAACUACCUGCACUUCGGGGAGCCCAAGUCCUGGUAUGCCAUCCCCCCGGAGCACGGCAAGCGCCUGGAGCGGCUGGCCAUCGGCUUCUUCCCCGGAAGCUCCCAGGGCUGCGAUGCCUUCCUUCGGCACAAGAUGACCCUCAUCUCGCCCAUUAUCCUCAAGAAGUACGGGAUCCCGUUCAGCCGGAUCACACAGGAGGCAGGGGAAUUCAUGAUCACGUUCCCCUACGGCUACCAUGCUGGCUUCAACCACGGAUUCAACUGCGCCGAGUCCACCAACUUUGCCACACUGCGGUGGAUCGAUUAUGGCAAGGUGGCCACCCAGUGCACGUGCCGGAAGGACAUGGUCAAGAUCUCCAUGGACGUCUUCGUGCGCAUUCUGCAGCCGGAGCGCUACGAGCUGUGGAAGCAGGGCAAAGACCUGACGGUGCUGGACCACACGCGGCCCACGGCCCUGAGCAGCCCAGAGCUGAGUACCUGGAGCGCCUCCCGAGCCUCCCUCAAGGCCAAGCUUCUGCGCAGGUCUCACCGGAAACGGAGCCAGCCCAAGAAGCCCAAGCCUGACGACCCCAGGUCUCCUGGAGAAGGGGCAGCCGGGGCAGCCCUCCUGGAGGAGGCAGGAGGCAGCGCGAAAGAGGAGGCGGCGCCGGAGGAGGAGGAGGAGGAGGAAGCCCAGCUGCUGCCUCAGGGCCGGGAGGCCGAGGGCUCAGAAGAGGAUGGGAGGAGCAAGCUGCGGCUGGUCAAGGCCAAGAGUGACCGGAAGAAGAAGAGCUAUGGCUCCCUGCACCCCCAUCACCCGCUGCUGCCGCCGCCCCCGUCCACCCAUUUCACCGAGGAGGCACCCUUGCUGGAGAUCCCGGGACCGGCCCCUGGCCUUGAGGCUGCCGAGGAGAGCCUCCCGCCACCGCCCCUCAAUGUGGUGCCCCCCAAGGCCCCCGGCGAGGAGCCAGAGGCAAAGCCACGCCCUGUCAUCCCCAUGCUGUACGUGGUACCUCGGCCUGGCCCUACCGGCCACAAGGGCCGUGUGUCCUGCCAGCAGGCCUCGGAGCACUUUGCCCAGAAGGGCCCCACCUGGAAGGAGCAGGCCACCCCCAUGGAGCUGACGGGGCCUGAGGAGGAGAGCGGAGCCAGCGAGGGGCAGAAUCCGUCCACCUUUUCCAAGUUGAAAAUGGAGAUCAAGAAGAGCCGGCGCCACCCCCUGGGCAGGCCGCCCACCCGGUCCCCACUGUCCGUGGUCAAGCAGGAGGCCUCGAGUGACGAGGAAGCCUUCCCUUUCUCUGGGGACGAGGAUGUGGGUGACCCUGAGGCCUUGAGGUCGUUGCUGUCCCUGCAGUGGAAGAACAAGGCGUCCAACUUCCAGGCCGAGAGGAAGUUCAAUGUGGCAGCCGCCCUGACGGAACCCUACUGCGCCAUCUGCACGCUCUUCUACCCGUAUAGCCAGUCCCUGCAGACUGAGAAGGAGGCUCCCCAGGCCGCCCUCGGGGAGGGCCCCUCGGCCAUCCCACCUUCCAGAAGCAGUCAGAAGACGCGGCCGCUGAUCCCCGAGAUGUGUUUCACGGCCAGCGGGGAGAACACAGAGCCGCUCCCCGCCAACUCCUACAUCGGCGAUGACGGGACCAGCCCGCUGAUCGCCUGUGCCAAGUGCUGCCUGCAGGUCCAUGCCAGUUGCUACGGCAUCCGCCCGGAGCUGGUCAACGAGGGCUGGACGUGUUCCCGGUGCACGGCCCACGCCUGGACUGCGGAGUGCUGCCUAUGCAACCUCCGGGGAGGCGCCCUGCAGAUGACGACCGACCGGAGGUGGGUCCACGUGAUCUGCGCCAUCGCCGUCCCGGAAGUGCGGUUCCUGAACGUGAUGGAGCGCCACCCGGUGGACAUCAGCGGCAUUCCUGAGCAGCGGUGGAAGCUGAAAUGUGUGUACUGCCGGAAACGGAUGAAGAAGGUGUCAGGCGCCUGCAUCCAGUGCUCCUGCGAGCACUGCUCCACCUCCUUCCAUGUGACCUGCGCCCACGCCGCUGGUGUCCUCAUGGAGCCGGACGACUGGCCCUAUGUCGUCUCCAUCACCUGCUUCAAGCACAAGUCGGGGGGCCACAACGUCCAGGUCAUGAGGGCCGUGUCCUUAGGCCAGGUGGUCAUCACCAAGAACCGCAACGGGCUUUACUACCGGUGCCGCGUCAUCGGCACCACCACGCAGACCUUCUACGAAGUGAACUUUGAUGACGGGUCCUACAGCGACAACCUGUAUCCAGAGAGCAUCACUAGUAGAGACUGUGCCCGCUUGGGCCCACCACCCGAGGGCGAGUUUGUGGAGCUCCGGUGGACUGACGGCAACCUCUACAGGGCCAAAUUCAUUUCUUCUGUGACCAGCCACAUCUAUCAGGUGGAGUUCGAGGAUGGGUCCCAGCUGACAGUGAAGCGUGGUGACAUCUUCACCCUGGACGAGGAGCUCCCCAAGAGGGUCCGGUCCCGGCUGUCGGUCAGCACAGGGGCCCCGCAGGAGAGCGUCUUCUCCGGAGAGGAGGUGAAGGCCGCCAAGCGCCCUCGGGUGGGCACCCCUCGCACCGCAGAGGACUCAGGGCGGAACCCGGACUACCCGGCCUUCAUGGAGAGCCUGCUGCAGGCGCAGUGCUGGCCCGGAGCGCCCUACUAG